This is a messenger RNA of Pelmatolapia mariae (spotted tilapia), 1908 nucleotides long. RefSeq names its product interferon-inducible GTPase 5-like. The transcript has 4 exons. Gene Ontology annotation, cellular component: membrane. Bases 1 to 1908 code for a protein of 635 amino acids. The record is from RefSeq and is a predicted model, not a curated record. Gene Ontology annotation, molecular function: GTP binding. NCBI's taxonomy places the organism in Eukaryota, Metazoa, Chordata, Actinopteri, Cichliformes, Cichlidae.
AUGAAGAAAGCUCUGCAACACACUGACAGACCAUCAGAUGUUGGAAAGAUCAUGGAGUCACUACAGGACAACAACACCCAACUAGAUAUCGCCAUCACAGGAGAAUCUGGCUCUGGCAAAUCCACCUUUGUUAACGCCCUCAGAGAGCUGUCCGAUGGUGACGAGGGAGCUGCUCCUACUGGUGUUACAGAAACAACCUCAGAGGUCACACCGUACCCCCAUCCAAAGUAUCCCACUGUUAUCUUGUGGGAUCUUCCUGGAAUCGGCACCACCAAGUUUCCAGCUGAUAAGUACCUGGAGCUUGUUGGAUUUGAGAAGUUUGACUUCUUCAUCAUCAUCUCAGACAGUCGCUUCAGAGAAAAUGAUGUGAAACUUGCUCAGGAGAUUCAGAGGAUGGAGAAGAAGUUCUACUUUGUUCACUCAAAGAUCGACAACGAUUUAGAAAGAAGUCAGAGAGAGUUUAAGGUGGAGAAGACUCUUUCACAAAUCAGACAAGACUGCAUUCAAGGACUCAGAGGAUUAGGCAUCAAGACUCUGCAGGUCUUCCUGGUGUCCAGCUUUCAGCUCCACCAGUAUGACUUCCCCCUCUUACGCAAAGCCUUGGAGAGCGGCCUUCCUGAAGUCAAGAGAGAUGCUCUGCUGUUGGCCACGCCCAGUAUCAGCCACGAGAUCAUCAGCAAGAAGAAAGAAGCUUUCAAGGUAUCAGAGACAAGCACAGACAACCAAUUUGAAAUUGAAACUGUGAGAGAAGAAAUUAAAGAAGCUCUGCUGAAAAAUGACAAAUCGCUGGCUAUCACAAAGAUCAAGGAGUUACUGGACAAGGAGAGGAACACUCCACUGAAUAUCGCCAUCACAGGAGAAUCUGGCUCUGGGAAAUCCACCUUUGUUAAUGCCUUCAGGGGCAUGGACAACAGAGAGGAGGGAGCGGCUCUGACUGGUGUUACAGAAACAACCUCAGAAGUCACACCGUACCCCCAUCCAAACUAUCCUAAGGUUACUUUAUGGGAUCUUCCUGGAAUCGGCACCACCAAGUUUCCAGCUGAUAAAUAUUUGGAGCGUGUUGGAUUUGAGAAGUUUGACUUCUUCAUCAUCGUCUCAGCCGAUCGCUUCAGAGAAAAUGAUGUGAAACUCGCUCAGGAGAUUCAGAGGAUGGAGAAGAAGUUCUACUUUGUUCGCUCAAAGAUUGACACCGAUUUACGACCCGAGAGAAGAAAGAGAAACUUCAGCGAAGAGGAGACUCUUAGGAAAAUGAGGGAAAACUGCAUUCAAGGACUCAGAGAUUUAGGCGUCGAGUCUCCGCAGGUGUUCCUGGUGUCCAGCUUUGAGCUCCACCUCUACGGCUUCUCUCUCUUACAUGAGACCUUAGACAGAGACCUUCCUGAACACCAAAGACAUGCUCUGCUGCGCGCCAUGCCCAACAUCAGCCUGGAGAUCAUCGACAAGAAGAAAAAAACUUUCAAGCGCCGAUUGUAUUGGUUGUCCGCUCUGUCUGCAGCUGUAGCUGCUGUUCCAGUUCCUGGUCUUUCUAUUGCUGUUGACAUAGGGGUGCUAGUUGGUGCUGUCACAGAUUACGUCUUUGGGUUUGGUCUUGAUAUCAAGUCUCUGCAGAGACUGUCUGCCAGCACAGGCGUGCCACACGCCGAUCUGCAUGCCGCCAUCGUUUCUCCGCUGGCUGCGGUGAAAAUAUCGAAAGAGCUCCUCCUCAAGGUGUUGCGCCAAAUUGCAGGAGCAGCUACAUUUAUGGCACUGGAGGAAGUUUCCAGAUUCAUUCCAAUAGUUGGAAUCCCGCUGGCAAUGGUAUUCUCUUUUACCACAACUUACAGACUUUUGAAUUUCAUCCUCAACCAGCUCGCUGAAGACGCCCAGAAGGUAUUUAAAAAGGCUCUGGGACUGAACACCUCAGUGUGA